AUGCGAGCUGAAGGAGGAAUCAAAGCGAUUGAAGCUGCCAUGCCCAAGCUUGAAGCCACACAUAAGGAGUGCAUUCGCGUUUAUGAUCCACACGACGGUGAAGACAACAAACUCAGGUUAACUGGGAAGCAUGAGACCAGUUCGGCCGAGUUUUUCACCUGGGGCGUGGCCAAUCGCGCUGCUUCGGUUCGCAUACCAAGAGGAGUAGCCCUAGCUAAGAAGGCCGGGCUAUCUAGAGGAUCGUCGUCCAUCAUCGAAUUGUGA
This is a messenger RNA of Ostertagia ostertagi, 264 nucleotides long. Lineage: Eukaryota; Metazoa; Nematoda; Chromadorea; Rhabditida; Trichostrongylidae. The record is from the annotation of a GenBank genome assembly.